AUGUCAUGGUUCGCGGAUCUUGCCGGCAGGGCCGAGACCCUGCUAAACAAUUUAGAUGAGCAAACGGGGGCAGUUCUUAGAAAUAAUGGCAGUGCUCUUAAAAACCGACCACAAAGUCCCGCCUUUACAGAGGCAUCAUUAGGCCAGAGAAAACGUCUAUCACCUAAACUUCCGAAGAGAAAUUCUAUAGACAGUAAAUCUACGUAUGCGCCUGCGAUAAAUCAUCAAUCAAGGUCAACUAUUAAAGGAAGUCUUGAUAAUGUGAGGCAACCCCCAGAGCGGCGCAGAAGGUCGCCUGCUAGAAAACCAAUACAACAUGUAACCCCAAACCAGAACGGCCCUAAACCUUUAAAUAAUGAUUAUGAUCAUUGUGGUUUAAGAAAGAGAAGGUUCAGCCUACCAACAGAUUUAGAACUUGUCAACCAUGAAUCCCUCACUUAUGAUUUGCAAAACUUAGAAGUUGAGAAUGCUAUGUUGAAAAAUGAGCUAAAUGUUGUAAAUAGAGAAGUUGCAGAUUUAAUUGAUACAUUGAAAUCAACAGAAGAUGAAUUAAACCAGGUGCAUGAUAAAUUGGAGACACUUGAGAAAACCAACCAGAGGUUGAGUUUAGACAAGGAGGGUUUGUUGGUUCAGCUAGACGAUCUAAGAUCCAAAAUUGAAGAGGUCAGCGUUGUGGAACUUUCACAAUACCGUUCAGAAAAAUUAGCAUUGGACAAAGAGAAUACCAGAUUACAAGAAAAGAACAGUGAUUUGGAAAAUGUUAUAAGAAAUCUCACAGAUGAACUACACAACAGAAACUCAGCGCAUACAAAAAUAGAAAAUGACUUGAGACAUGCGCAAAUGCAAGUGUCAGAAUUGGAGCAAGGCUGUGAAAAGAGGCAGCUAGAAUGCAUUAGGCUUGAGCGAGAAUGGGAAGCAUAUAAGCUUAGAGUUAAAAGCAUGCUAACCUCGAAAGAUAAUGAAAUAAAAACAUUGCGGGAAGGUAGUGAUAUGAACCAGGAUACAAAAGACCUCAUUGAAGAAAUUGAUAAAUUGAAGGAUGAACGGGAAGAGUUAUCACAAAUCCUCUCGCGAGUAAAAUCGGAAUGCUCAGAUAUGAAGAAGCAGAUUUCACAGUUGGAAUCCAGGCACAGUAACGCGGAAAGAGUUGUAACUGCCCUUAGAGACGCUAUGAAGGAAGAGAGGGCAGCUAGGAAUAAGGCCGAAGCGCAAGUUAAUUCAUUGAGCAAGGAACUUAAAUCCUUCCAAUUCCAAACUGGUCAGACUAUAGUGAACCUACGCACCGCGUUGCACGAUAAAGAGGAAGAGCUUAUGAACCUGAAGGAGGCCAGUUCGGAUCCCACGUCAGACACGAGCGCGCUGAAUGUCGGAGACUACGACGUCAUGCAUUCCAUAGAGAAUGAGAAGAUACAAUUCCUAACUCAGACGGUUGUACAGAAGCAAGGAAAGAUCGACGCAUUGCUGGCUGAUAAUAAUAUGCUCAAAAUACAAUUGGAUAAAUUAGAGUCUAAAUACAAGAGCGAAAUGGCCGCUCUACGCGCUAAUUCGCACAGCAUAAUACAUCUUCAAGAGGAGCGGCGCACGCGCACAUCAUCUCCUCUCGCCAAACUGUCUCUGCGCAUGGGGCUUAUUAUAAAACGCUUUCCUAUACUACGGAUCUUUAUCGUGUUUUAUAUGAUUGGCUUACACUUUUGGGUUAUGACAGUUUUACUAUCAAGUACUCCAGAGAAUUAUAUAAGGCCGUCGAAAUCCUGA
Leptosia nina is the source of this 1755-nucleotide messenger RNA. The record is from the annotation of a GenBank genome assembly. NCBI's taxonomy places the organism in Eukaryota, Metazoa, Arthropoda, Insecta, Lepidoptera, Pieridae.